GAGCUCGGCGGAGCAGUUGGCUACAGUUGUUGCAACUUUUUUCGAAAGCUCGGUUUCCCGGGAGAUCCCAGGCGGUGGCUGAGCCGGGCCAUGGCUAGAGGCAGGAAGAUGUCCAAGCCCCGCGCGGUGGAGGCGGCGGCGGCGGCGGCGGCGGUGGCAGCGACGGCCCCGGGCCCGGAGAUGGUGGAGCGGAGGGGCCCGGGGAGGCCCCGCACCGACGGGGAGAACGUGUUUACCGGGCAAUCAAAGAUCUAUUCCUACAUGAGCCCGAACAAAUGCUCUGGAAUGCGUUCCCCCCUUCAGGAAGAGAACUCAGUUGCACAUCACGAUGUCAAAUGCCAGGGGAAACCAUUAGCCGGAAUCUACAGGAAACGAGAAGAGAAAAGAAAUUCUGGGAAUGCAUUACGGAAUGCCACGAAGUCUGAGGAACAGAAGAUCAAAGACGCCAGGAGAGGUCCCCUGGCACCUUUUCCAAACCAAAAAUCUGAAGCAGCAGAACCUCCAAAAACUCCAACCUCGUCUUGUGAUUCUACCAAUGCAGCCGUCGCCAAGCAAGCCCUGAAAAAGCCCCUCAAGGGCAAACAGGCCCCUCGGAAAAAAGCUCAAGGAAAAACGCAACAGAAUCGCAAACUCACGGAUUUCUACCCUGUCCGAAGGAGCUCCAGGAAGAGCAAAGCUGAGCUGCAGUCGGAAGAAAGGAAAAGAAUAGAUGAAUUGAUCGAGAGUGGGAAGGAAGAAGGCAUGAAGAUUGACCUCAUCGACGGCAAAGGCAGGGGCGUGAUAGCCACCAAACAGUUCUCCCGGGGCGACUUCGUGGUGGAGUACCACGGGGACCUCAUCGAGAUCACCGAUGCCAGGAAGCGGGAGGCUUUGUAUGCACAAGACCCCUCCACGGGCUGCUACAUGUACUAUUUCCAGUAUCUGAGCAAGACUUACUGUGUGGACGCAACCAGAGAGACAAACCGCCUGGGAAGGCUGAUCAAUCACAGCAAGUGCGGGAACUGCCAGACCAAACUGCACGACAUCGACGGCGUACCUCACCUCAUCCUCAUCGCCUCCCGAGACAUCGAGGCCGGGGAGGAGCUCUUGUAUGACUAUGGGGACCGCAGCAAGGCCUCCAUCGAAGCCUACCCGUGGCUGAAGCAUUAGCCGGCCGUCGCCCUCCCUGCCCCGCCCUCCCUUCUUCAAAGGACAAAGUGCCCUCAAAGGGAAUUGAUUUUUUUUUUUUUGUACACACUUAAUCUUAGCGGAUGACUUCAGAUGUUUUUAAAAAAUAUAUUAAGAUGCCUUUUCACUGUAGUAUUUAAAUAUCUGUUACAGGUUUCCAAGGUGGACUUGAACAGAUGGCCUUAUAUUACCAAAACUUUUAUAUUCUAGUUGUUUUUGUACUUUUUUUGCAUACAAGCCGAACGUUUGUGCUUCCCGUGCGUGCAGUCCAAGACUCAGCACAGGUUUUAGAGGAAAGAGUCAUGUUUGAAGCAGGAAGCCGGGCGAGUCUCCUGCCUCCGGUGGAAGAGCCAGGACUUUGUCCCCGCACUCCCGACGUCCCGAGACGGCGUGCGAGGAAGACGCUGCCUCCCAGCGGCCUGGACGGGAUGUUCCCAAGCUCUUGUUCUCCUGACGUCUCGACAGGCGCACACUGAAGUGUAUGAAUAUUUUUUAAAAAGGUUUCACAGUAAGCUAGUCUUCCCCUCUGCUUUCUUGAAAGCUUACUGACCCCGUGGCCCGGGAGCACGGGCCGGGCGCAGAUUUACUCUUCCAUAGGCUGCCGCUUUUCUGGGCACCUUGAAGCAUCAGGGUGGGUAAUGAAACCAGACAUGGGCAGGGAAAGCAUCGCUUACCUACCGCCAGGGCAGGGUUUCCUGCAACUGGGUUAAUUCUUUAUAGAAAUGUGAACACUGAAUUUAUUUUAAAAAAAAAAUAAUAAAAAUCAAAAAAAGAAACCAAAAAAAAAAAAUAAUCAAAAAAAAGAAAAAAGAAGAAAAACCACAGAAAACAACUUACAUGUAUAUAGGUCUUGAAGUGAGUGAAGUGGCUGCAUUAUUUUUGGGUUUUUUUUUUUUUUCUUUUUUUGGUUUUUGUUUUUGUAGAAGAGAUUUGAGAUGGUACUCUAUUCUAAUCAAAAAUAAAGUUUUUGUAGUGGGACCAGAAAUUACUUACCCGACACCCCCCCCCACCCCAUCCCUACGACACACCCCCGAUUCUGCUGGGUUGAAAGUUCCAGGCCUGCUGUCAAGGCCUUCUGUUUUGUAAGACCACCCGUGUCCUUCCUGUGAAGACGCAGCCGUGAACUGGAGUGUGAGCCCACAAGCCCGGACCCCCGCCCCAGCCACCACUGCCCGCCUCAGAGAAAGGUGCCAGGUGUGCGGGGCAGCGGGCAGGGCCCAGCAGCCCCCAGGGAUCAAGGAUAAGGCUGAAGUUUCCCCUCGACUGUGAUGGCAGGAGGAGUGGGUGGCUUCCUCCUCCCUCCCUCAGCAGGACCGACUCUCACGCACUGUCCCUUCAGUCCCGGGGGCCGGGGCUCAGGAGCUCAGGGGGCUGGGGUCUCCGGCUCGCCCUGGUCCCAGGUAAAUGUGAACGGAGACAGGUGUGAGAGCCUGUCCUCGUCCUCGAUGCACCCCCACCCCAGGCCUCACGACGGUGCUACCUAAGAAAGUCUUCCCCCCCGCCCCACACCAGCCUGGUCAGCGGUCAGCCAAUUCAUUGGAGGAGGAUCCGACGGGAGUGUGUAAAUGUGAGAUAAAAUGUCUUGAUUGUACCUGUUUGUGGUUUAGCUUUGUAUUUAAGCAAACAAACAAAAAAGGAAAUAAACUUGAAAAUUAUUUGUCAUCAUAAAAAUGAAACAAGAAAAAUUAAAAUAUUUAUUGCCAGGCAA
Molecule: messenger RNA, 2875 nt
Organism: Lemur catta (Ring-tailed lemur)
Lineage: Eukaryota; Metazoa; Chordata; Mammalia; Primates; Lemuridae
Gene: KMT5A
Product: lysine methyltransferase 5A
Exons: 8
Coding region: 91-1149 (352 amino acids)
Molecular function (GO): protein binding; histone H4K20 methyltransferase activity
Source: RefSeq, a predicted model, not a curated record